Xenia sp. Carnegie-2017 is the source of this 690-nucleotide messenger RNA. RefSeq lists its product as uncharacterized. Bases 1 to 570 code for a protein of 189 amino acids. The transcript is spliced from 2 exons. The record is from RefSeq and is a predicted model, not a curated record. Lineage: Eukaryota; Metazoa; Cnidaria; Anthozoa; Malacalcyonacea; Xeniidae.
AUGGCUCAAAAAAUCAAUAUCACAAAGAAAGAAUUUGAAUCAAUCUUUGAUGCGAAAUUGAAGCCAAUUAAUGACUCUAACCAUGAGAUGAUCGAUUCUGUGAAAUUCUUAAAUUUAUGCUUUGAAGAAAUUAAACAAAAGGUUGAAAAUUUGGAGUCCAGCUUGCAAAAUGUCAUAAAGGAAAAUCAUUCUUUAAAACAAGAAACGACGAGACUUUGUAGUGAGAAUGCAAAACUUUCGAAUCUUGUUAAAGAUUUAUCUAAAGAACUUAAUGAUGUCCAGCAAUAUGAACGUAGAGAUUGCUGUGAAAUAACCGGUAUUCCUGUCGAACAAAAUGAAGUUACUAAUAACUUAGUCAUUAGAGUUGGCUCUUUAAUGGACCUAAAACUGGAUGCGGAAGAUAUUUCUGUUUCUCAUCGCUUGCCUAAUUUAAACUCCGAUACACCUUCCAAACUCACGUCACCCAGUUUAAACCGUUCAAUCGCGACUCGCCCAUCACUUCGACACGUCCCGCACUCAAAAUCAGUUACUCUUGUCAAUGCACCACGGACACCUGAACAUCUUCCAUGAACCCACUUACUGCAUUUCCCACACAUUAUCGAAUUCACUCCAACUCUUUUCCCACACACACCACAUGGCCAUUUAUCACUGUCCUUCACCUCCACCUGCCUCGAGCAUCUCAUGCCCUUC